Aedes albopictus (Asian tiger mosquito) is the source of this 1741-nucleotide messenger RNA. RefSeq names its product zinc finger protein 547-like. Lineage: Eukaryota; Metazoa; Arthropoda; Insecta; Diptera; Culicidae. The transcript has 6 exons. The coding region runs from base 101 to 1543 and encodes 480 amino acids. The record is from RefSeq and is a predicted model, not a curated record. Gene Ontology annotation, molecular function: DNA-binding transcription factor activity, RNA polymerase II-specific; zinc ion binding. Gene Ontology annotation, biological process: regulation of transcription by RNA polymerase II. Gene Ontology annotation, cellular component: nucleus.
UUAAAAACGUUUGGUAAUUUGAGAUUACAGCUGAUCACAUUUCUGUUGAUUAUUUUUGUUAUUUUUAAAAGUGAUAAACCCACUUUAUAUCGUUGCGGAAAUGAUACUUUUUUGCGCAGUCAAAGGUUGUUUGAACAAGUUCUGCAACACGAAGGGCAGUUCCGAAAUAUCUUAUCACAAAUUUCCAAAUCAUCCGGAGCGCUUGAAGAAGUGGAUUCGGUUCUGCGGAUGGAACGAUGGAUGGAAGCCUCGACAUAAUCAGGGAAUUUGUUCCAGACACUUCGAGCCGAGCUGUUUCGGGGGACAGUUUAAGCGGCGAAGGAAAUUAAAAACAACAGCGAUCCCUAGUAUGGAUGCUGUAACGAGCGUUGUCGAUUCUGUUCAAAGCAAAGAGAACUGCAACGGCAAAAACGAAGAAAUCAACGAAUACCAAGUUUAUGAAAACCCACGAGACAUUACUGUGACGGAGGAAUACGCAAAUAAUGAAUGUAAUUCCAAUCAACCUGAUGCUGAAUUUGAAGUAGCUCAAGCUCUGGAUAUAAAUUUGUGCAGGAUAUGUCGCUCAGUUUUGUUGGCCGAUGCGAAGAGUUUGGUUGCACAGGCAGUGGCAGGCAAAUCUUACGGAGACAUCAUUGUGGAAAUGCUAAAUAUUCCGGUUCCAUGUGGUAAUGAUGAAAAUUUACGUAUAUGCCAGAAAUGCAGCUGCCUAAUAGAAGAUAUCCAUUCGUUUGCAAAUUUAUGUCGAGAAUCAUUGACUCAAAUGUUGGAUUCGUCUUAUGUUAACACAGUAAAUGCUACUGAAAUUGAGGAACAAGAUGUAAUGGAGAAAGGAGCGAUUUUAGAAAUCGAAAUUGAACCGGUAGAUUAUCAGGCAGACGUUGCUCAGUUGGAUCCGCUUUCUGAAUUUGCCAAAGUAAAAUCCAAACAAUGUGAUAUUUGUGGCGUUUUCAUUAAACAAGAUUUACAAUUACACAUGAAAACACAUUUUAACGUCUCGGUUAAAUGUGAGGUUUGUGGAAAAAUCUAUUCGAAUGCUCGGCAGCUGCAAGUGCAUAUGAACAUACACACGAAGAAUAUUCCAUAUCCUUGUCAAUACUGCGACAAGAUCUUUUAUGUUUGGAGAUCUCAAAAAGAUCAUGAGCAAACACAUUUGGAUAAAAUCAACAACGUUGAGCAUCGAUGCACAAAGUGUGACAAUGUGUACGCUACCAAGAAGCAACUCGAAGUUCAUUUCAAGCUAAAACACUUGGGAAUCCGGAAAUAUGACUGCAAACAGUGCAACUUCAAGACUAAUCAAAAGGAUCGCUUACUGCAUCACGUUCGAGCAACGCAUACCGAUAAACGUCCGUACGGUUGUACCGUGUGUGACAACACGACUUGCAACGAUUCCAACCACUACAUUCACUUCCAGCGGCACAAGAGAAAGGGAGAGUCCAAUGAGUAUCAGAUCAGGUGUGCAUAUUGUGGCAUUAUUUUCCAGAAAGAUGCCGUGUUUGAAAUGCACUUGAUUGAGGGCCAUCCGGAAGAAGCUGUUAUUGUUUAGGGAACAAACCAAAAAUAAAGUUCUUAAAUUUCAGAGAAGGUGACCACACCAAAUGUUGGCCAUCUCAAUCCAAGUACCUUUCCCAAAAAUGUGUUUAUGUAAAGCUAAGACAUUUGCAUAGUAUUAACGAUUCGUGGCAAAGAAUUUUUUUUAAGAAAUACAGAUUGAUUUUUAUACUCAACGCGAGUAGUCAAGGUA